Molecule: messenger RNA, 2859 nt
Organism: Cannabis sativa
Lineage: Eukaryota; Viridiplantae; Streptophyta; Magnoliopsida; Rosales; Cannabaceae
Exons: 4
Coding region: 394-2703 (769 amino acids)
Molecular function (GO): nucleic acid binding; zinc ion binding
Source: RefSeq, a predicted model, not a curated record
UGUGUUUGUUGUGGUGUGGCUGCAAUUUAUAGCAAAAAAAUACCAUGCCUUGAAAAAAGUCACCUGCUAGUUCAAUCUUAAGGUUUUUUAUUGCCUCUGAAUGUAACCUGGAACUUUAAAUUUGAAUAUGGUUGUAUUUGUUGUGGUGUAGCUGCAAUUUAUAGCAAAAAAAAUACCAUGCCUUGAAAAAAGUCACCUGCUAGUUCAAUCUUAGGGUUUUUUAUUGCCUCUGAAUGUAACCUGGAACUUUAAAUUUGAAUAUGGUUGUGUUCGUUGUGUUGUGGGUACAAUUUGAAUAUGAUUGUGUUUCUUAUACCACAAAUCUGUAUAAAUGAUUUUUAUUUUUUCUUUUUGCUUCAGGAAGUGACCUGAUACUUGUAAUUUUCUUGGAGAAUGAAUUUUGUUAAAGCAUUAAUUCAUUAUGGAGGAGAGUGGAAUGAAAGUAACUGCUACUCAAAUUACAAAGUGGCUGGUGUACAUAUUCCAGAGAAUUGUUCAUUAUUUGAUCUUGGAAAUUUGAUCAAAAAUGAAAUAAACACUACUUGGGACAAUGUUGAGAUCUCAUACCAAGUAACUAAAAGUGAGCCACCGAUAAAGAUGUUGACUAACAACUCGGUGCUUUUUUACAUAGACUUGAAGAAGAGUUGCAAUUCUAUACUUGAGUUACCAUUGUGCAUAGAAGAAUGUUAUUAUACUUCAUUCCAAAAUACGGUUACUAAUCAUGAAUUGAUCCAAACACAUUACCAACAUUCAGAAAAAAAUCAAGCUGCAAUACACAACAUGGGGAUUGGUUCCUUGGUACUACAAGCAAGAACAAUAAUUGAAAGUGAGAUAUUUGAAGAUGGUACCUCAAGUAACCAUAAUUCCAGAAGACUUGCUGAUUAUACUAAUGAAGUUGCUGACUUCAUCAUUGAAGAAACUACAAGAAACAAAAGAAAAAGGGAAGAAGAUAAGACAAUCAUUGAAACUCACAAGUUGCAAACAUUAGUAGAAGGACAACUUUUCAAAGAUAAAAAAAUGUUCAAAUCUGGACUUUGCUACUAUGCCAUGAUCAACAACUUUCAAUUUAGAACAAAGAGAUCAGAACCAAGAGAGUAUGUUGUCACUUGUGUGGAUGAGAACUGUAAAUGGUAUGUUAGAGCUUCUACAUUCAAACAUACUGAUUAUUUCAAAGUUAGGAAGUAUGUGAAAGAGCACACAUGCUCAUUGGAAGUCAUCAUGGAGGAUCAUAGACAAGCAAAUUGCAAUGUCAUUGGAGAGCUCAUCAAGACAAAAUUUACGACAAUCAAGAGAGUGCACACACCAAAUGAUAUCAUGAAAGAUAUGCUUGAUGAUUAUGGAGUAUCUAUGAGUUACUCAAAAGCUUGGAGAUCAAGAGAAAAAGCUAUAGAAUUGGUAAGAGGAAAGACAGAUGAAUCAUACCAACAGUUACCAAUGUAUCUUCAUAUGUUAAAAGUAGCAAAUCCUGGAACCAUUACUAGCUUGACCACAGAUGACAAAGAUCGAUUCAAAUACUUGUAUCUAGCAUAUGCACAUUCCAUCAAAGGAUGGCAACAUUGUAGACCAAUUAUUGUCGUUGAUGGAACCUUCAUGAAAUCUUCAUAUCGAGGCACAUUGUUCACAGCAUCUACAAUGGAUGCAAGUAACAAUAUUUUUCCAUUAGCAUUUGGUGUUGGCGAUUCAGAGAAUGAUGAAGCUUGGGAAUAUUUCUUCACAAAGCUCAAAGAAACAUAUGGAGAACGUAAAGAUCUAGUAAUCAUAUCUGAUAGACAUCAAAGCAUCGAAAAUGCUGUUCAAACAGUAUACCCUAAUGUCUUCCAUGGAGCAUGCAUUUUUCAUCUACUUAACAACAUUAAGGCCAAUCUUCAUAUCCAUGGAGAUGAUUUGACUAUAAACUUUGUUAAAGCAGCAAAAGCAUAUACAUUGGUUGGGUUUGAGUACUAUAUGGCUGCUCUUGACAAAAUAGAUGCCCGUAUAAGGCCUUACUUAGAAAAAGUAGGUUACCAUACAUGGGCGAGAUCUCACUCACCAAAAAGGAGAUAUACCAUGAUGACAUCAAAUAUAGCGGAGUCUAUUAAUGCAGCAAAUAAAGCGGCAAGGAAUUUGCCAAUAACCUUAAUGUUGGAAUGCAUAAGAAGCGUUGUACAAAAAUGGGUUUGGACUAAUGGAAAUGAGGCGAAUGGAACCUUUACAGCGAUAUCAUCAGAAGCUGAAGCUGUAUUGAGAGAGAACUAUCUAAAAUCUACUAAAUUUGAGGUGAGACAAUGCAACACUAUUUUUUCAGAAGUGAUUGAAGAAAGAGGAACUUAUAUAGUCAAUAUUCAAGAGAAAACAUGCACAUGUAGAAGGUUUCAAGAAGAUGAAGUACCAUGUUCACAUGCACUUGCUGUCAUUGCAAAAAAAAGGCUAAAUUGCUAUGAGUUUUGUUCUGCUUACUACAAAACUGAAACAAUGAAAGCAACUUAUGCAGAAACAGUUUAUCCUUUGCCACAUGAGGAUGAAUGGAGUCUACCAGAAGAAUUGGACAUACUUGUCCUACCUCCAAAAGGAAAAAUUCCUCCCGGUAGACCAAGGAGGAGAAGGAUAAGAGCACGGGGAGAGCCAAGAGUGGUUAUGAAGUGUGGACGAUGUGGCAAAUCAGGUCAUAAUAGAAAAACGUGCAGAAACCCACCUAUGGAGAAGCCACACAAGCCAAGAGAAUGAUUCAUUUACUUUUACUUAAGGAUGUUGCUCGUUAUAUUCAUUCAUAAAAAAGGAACAAGUUACUAUGGACACCAUACUACAUAAGGUUGUAAUGAUUUGUUACAUUCUUUACCUUGGGAAAACAUUAGUUCUUUUGCUUAAAUGAAUAUUGAUCAA